GAAGACAGCAUACCACAGUUUUUUGUACUUGAGUAUAAAAAGCAGAUAUUAGAGUUAGAGCAGAGGAGACCAGUGAAGCUGUUAGAAGGAAACGGGAUAUUCAGAUCUUCCUUUAUAAAGAGCAUUCAUUGUGUCCUGGAAUAAGUGUUGAUCUGUUUAAAAGCAUCAUGGGUGUCCUUUUCAAGGUCAUCCUGCUUUUCUGGAUAUUGCGAGUGUCUGCAUCAGACCCUGAAGCUGAGGCCCUCCUGAUAAGACCAAAGGGUCUCCUGGGGAAAGAUGACUGCCCAAUCAAUGUGUAUUUCACUGUGGACACCUCAGAAAGCGUGGCAUUGAAAGAGUACCCUUGGGGCAGCCAAGUGGAGGAACUAAAAAUCUUCCUUCGAAUGUUUGUCCAAAAACUCCAGGCCACUAAACUGCAGGCCAAGCAAGUGGAAUGGUCCUACGGAGGCCUUCACUUUUCUGACCAAGUGGAAAUCUUCAGUGAGAUAACCAGUGAUGUUUCCACAUUCCUUGCCAGAGUCAGUGCUGUUAACUAUAUUGGCAGGGGGACGUUUAUUGACUGCGCUUUGAGGAACAUGACCGAGCAAGUCAGGCUCACGCCAUCAGGGAAGCCCCGUCUGCAGUUUGCUGUCGUUCUUACGGACGGUCACAUUACAGGAAGUCCCUGUGGAGGGGUCCAGGUGGCAGCAGAAGCUGCAAAAGCUGCCGGGAUCAAAAUCUUUGUCGUAGCAACACACUUUGAUACCAUGGAGAGUGAAUUGAAACAAAUUGCAAGUUCCCCUGUCGAAUUGUAUCGCAAGGACUACUUAGCAUACCCAAGCGGCCACAGACAAUCUGCAGUCAACAGAAUCACUGACCUAAUGGUAAAAGAAGGAGAACAUGAGUGUGAAGGACAAAGGUGCUUAGAAACUUCAGGAAUACCAGGGCCCAAAGGACUUAUGGGUAUAAAGGGGUCAAAAGGAAGUAUAGGUCCAACUGGUGACGUGGGGGCUCCUGGACAAAGGGCAAGUUACUGUAUAUUUUACUACAUUAACUGUUCUUUUAUACUUUUUUUACAGGGAGAUCCUGGAAUUGAAGGUCCAGUUGGUUUUCCUGGCCAAAAGGGGUAUCCUGGUCUUAAAGGAUUAAAAGGUGAUAUUGGUGCUCCAGGCUUAAAGGGUCAACCUGGAACACCUGGGUACAGUGGAAUGGAUGGUAUGAUGGGAAAACCUGGCACUGUUGGCACUCCUGGCUGCAAAGGGGACACUGGCAUGCAGGGAGGAAUGGGUCCCCCUGGUGACUUUGGCAUCAGAGGUGAGGCUGGAGAUCCAGGGGUAAAGGGUUAUGCUGGACAGCCUGGAAGAUCAGGGCCCCAAGGAGCCAAAGGUGAUGAUGGUGAAAAGGGUGUGUAUGGUUACAUUGGAAAUCCUGGGCUUCCCGGACAAAAAGGAACAAAGGGGAAAACAGGAGCUACAGGAGAUGCAGGUGACCCUGGUACAAGAGGGGACAGUGGAAUAGUUGGACAACGAGGCAAAACUGGCGGAAAAGGAGAAAAGGGGGACCUCGGACCUGAGGGGGAAAGAGGAUUGCCAGGAAGACCUGGAGAAAAAGGAGUCAUUGGGUCCCCUGGUUUCCAAGGUGUUAGGGGUACUCCUGGAGAGAGUGGCACUACAGGAACACGUGGAAAUGCAGGGGAAGCAGGUGAUUUUGGACCAAGAGGAGACCUUGGGUCCCCAGGAGCUAAGGGUGACAAAGGCAAAGAUGGAUACAACUAUGCAGGCGCCAGAGGCAUACAGGGAGACAGAGGAGGGCCUGGGUCUCAAGGACUGCAGGGGACUCAAGGGUAUUAUGGGGACAAAGGGGCGCUGGGGACUAAAGGCAUCAAAGGAGAAAGCGGAAAUCCAGGACCGGAAGGCAUACCAGGUGAGAGGGGACAAAGAGGACAACCUGGAUCACAGGGGUCUCCAGGAACUCGUGGAGCCUCCGGAGUAACCGAUUGUGACAUAAUGGGAUAUGUAAGAGAAACAUGUGGCUGCUGUGAUUGUGAGAAAGUCUGCCAACCGCUCGACCUUGUGUUUGUGAUUGACAGUUCUGAAAGCAUUGGAAAAACGAACUUCAGCCUUGCUAAGAACUUUGUCAUAAAUGUAGCAAACAGACUGGGAACAAUGGCGAAAAACAUAUCGGAUGUAUCAGGUUCCCGGCUUGGGGUUGUGCAGUACAGCCAUCAAGGGGCUGUGCAAGCCAUUCGAAUGGAUGACAAAAGCAUUACCUCAGUAACGUCCUUUAAGGCCAAAGUAAAAGCUAUGGAAUGGAUAGCUGGUGGAACAUGGACACCAUCAGCUUUGAAAUUCACAUACGAACAGUUAAUUGUGCCUGGCAGACGGCUAGGCACUAAAGUAGUGGCUCUAGUCAUUACUGACGGACGGUACGAUCCAAAAGACUUAGACAAUUUGGAAGGCCUGUGUCAGGGAGUGGAAGUGUAUGCUAUCGCGAUUGGGGAUAUGUUUAACAGCAAAGCCGAGAGAUCAUCCUUGGAGAAGAUAGCUUGUAAUAUUGGUGACAGAGUGAAAACUCUCAGUGUUUAUGCUGAACUGACUGCAGAGGAAUUCCUGGAGGUGAAUGAACAAAUUCUUUGCCCAGAACCUGAGACCAUCUGCCCAAACACGAAUUGUGCCCCAGAACUAAAGGUUGCCCCGCUUGUACAGCGCCCUGUCGACAUUUUGUUCUUUGUUGAUGGCUCGGAGCGAACCGGAGAAGAAAACUUUGGGACAGUUCUGCGCUUUAUUAACCAGAUAUCCCAGGAAAUCAGGCUGGCACAGAAAGAGAAUGACUACAAAGGAGCAAGGAUCGCGGUCCUCCAAUAUGGAGGUGAAGCUGAGCAAGACCUGCUUCUCGAUUUCUCACACGAUGCAGCCGUCAUUCAUUCUUUAAUCUCAAAGGCUGUGUAUGGCGACUCAUCGUCCCAUUUGGGAGGGGCAGUACUAUAUGCUGUAGAUAAUUUAAUAAACAACCGUGCACCUAGAUUCCGUGGAGUGAGGAAGAAUGCAGAAACGUCCUUUGUCUUUUUAACCGAUGGAGCAACCAGUGACAAGAACUUUGAUGAUGGUAUCAUGUCUAUGAGAAAGGCAAACGUUGUAAGCACUGCAAUUGCUGUUGGCUCCGAUGUUGAUAAUGACCGAUUGUUGCAGCUGGUUUUUAACGAUAAAGCAUCACUGUUUCAUUUUAAGAAGUACAGCGACCUGACCUCAACACGGGUUGUUAGACACAUUGCACAUUGUUUAGGUUAAGCUAACAGGCCCUAAAAUCUGAGAUACUGGGCCUUUUUUUAAAGCCAGUGUUACAGUACACAUUUUAAUCUUAAAUGCGAGCUCUAAAAUAGUUCAUAUCCCUUAUAAUAUUCUCACAAGACCCUUAUUGGCUAUUUUUUAUUCUCUCUUUUUUUUUUGCCACGUCUCUAUAAGUUUGCUUCCUGUGUUCCAGGAAACAGGACCCAACCUCCACCUUACUUUUGUUUUAUGGCAUUAUACUGCCGUAGGGAAUUGGGCCAGGUAGGGUCCUAUUUCCUGUAACACAUGAAAGACAAACCAAGCACUGCAAACCUGUUGUGUCAUGAUAAAUGAGGAUUCACCUGAAUCAAAGUGUAACAACAGCAAAACAAUAAUCUACUUGUGAGUUUUUGAAAUGGUUGAUUAUUAUCCCUUUAUGUUGAUCUAAGUUACUAGUUUUGUAACUUUUCAGAAGAGUCUAAAAAAGGUGAUUUUUUUUCUCAUCAGCAAAAUACCAUUUUAUGAAACUGCCUUGCAAGCAUGGAUUGGUUUCCUGGUGUAAAUACUGUUUUCAAAACACAAAAUACUUAAUUUUAAAGGAUGGAGAAAAUAUUGUAGGUGCUUAUUUCCUUCUUGUUAUCAUAAUCUUUAGUGAAUAAAAUGUUUAAUCAUUUGAAUGGUUUACUUUUAGAGAAAUAUUUGCAAUAGAAUGUUAUAAAUACAUAUUUGCAAUAGAAAUCUUUUACUUGGAUAUUUUUUCAUGUAAAUACAAAUUACUUUUAGGCAUUUUGAUGACAAACGUUUUCCAUGUGUGUUUGUUUCUAAAUUAUAUAUUUAAAUAAAAUGGAGGUAGCUAUUAAA
This is a messenger RNA of Acipenser ruthenus (sterlet), 4106 nucleotides long. Its product is annotated as collagen alpha-2(VI) chain-like. The transcript has 29 exons. The record is from RefSeq and is a predicted model, not a curated record. The coding region runs from base 168 to 3266 and encodes 1032 amino acids. NCBI's taxonomy places the organism in Eukaryota, Metazoa, Chordata, Actinopteri, Acipenseriformes, Acipenseridae.